GUAUUACAACGACACCGCGACACUUCCCGGAGGUCGCUCUAGCGCUCGUCAGCAAACCAAAAAUUUCUUGAAAACCUGGGAGCUGGGAUGGAUGUGUACACCACGUCUUUCACUCUCCCCAGGCAUCCUCAUGGCGUCCCCAGGAAAGAGCAUUCGCUCGACUUCGCCGCGAGUCCGGUAGAUCCUCUGACGAAGGUUCCGAGCAACGGGUUCGCUUCGGACAUUCAUCUGGCGCCCUCUGCUUCAGAUGCAGAGGCGGUCCAGAAUCUCGCGAUGGUGGUCAUGACUUUACGUGGAUGCCAUGUUUCGGUCGCCAUCGCCGACGGUGGCAAGGGAUGGAAUUUUCUUGUGACUGGGGCAUAUAACCAGGUUAUGGCUGGUCGAGGUAUGAUCUUGAAGGACUGUCCUAUCCCAAGCCGUGCCGCCAUCAAAGUCCCUCGUUCCGAAAUUCUCGAUUCGCCGACCACAAAGCCUACUAUCAAGACGGAAGUUCGCACGCGCCUGGACGACAUCGCUAGCCAGACUGGCGCACACAUCGCCGUUGUCAAUAGCCCCUUUUCUCUUUCAACGCGCACUCCACCGGAUGGGAUCAGCAACAGUGCCGGCUGGUCUGGUCUCGAAACGGAACGCGUUUGUGAGCUCGUCAUCACGGGUCAAGGGGACUCCAUCGACAUGGCCAGGGUUCGCCUCCUGGUCAUGCUCGACGAAUUUGGUGGCUUGCAUGGAGAGUCGAUUGAGAUCGACCGAAAACUGCACGCUAUCAUCGCUGGCCGAAAGCGGAACAUGCUCCAGACCAUCCAGGAGGAAACGGGCACGAACAUCUAUUAUCCAUCUCCGCUCCAAGGCCUGAUCGGCCCCGAAGUCCCUUCGUCAACGCAGCCGGGUGUGCCCCUUCGCCUCAGCCCAAACACCAUAUGGAUUACCGGAGAGUUCUUCGGCGUACAACGUGCCCGGGACAUGCUGUUUCAAGUCGCAACCAGCAAGGGUACGGCGGUCAUCUCGCGAGACACCGCGAUCCUCCCUCGCAAGCUGGACUGGAUGGUCACAGAUCGCGCAGACGAUCUCCGGACGAUCAUGAGCGAUAACGCGACUUUCAUUCAGUUCCCACCUAUCGGUAGUUCGACCAGUUUAAUCACUGUAUUCGGCGACCAUCGUGUUAAUAUCUCCAGAACCAUCCGUUCUGUUAUGCAGCUGGCAUGCCUAUACUACACCGCAUCCUUCUGGCUUCUGCCUGUACAAUUCAACCCCCUCAUGCCACCGCCGACUCUGACAGCCGCACAAGUUGCUGCACUGCUUCCAUCCAUUUCUUCUGUCACCGGCGCCGAGGUUGUAUUCAAAAACAUGUGCUUCGAGAUGCACGGUAUGGAGCACGAGAUUCGUGCUGCUAUCUCCAUGAUCCUUGACCUUGACGUCGUGAAGCCCUUCCACCACGAGAUCCGCGUUCAGAUUGAACUCGCGAACGAACAUCGUGAAUUCAUUAGCGGAAAGAAGAACGGAAAAAUCAACAAGAUCAUGCAGAACACCGGCGUGAAAAUCAAAUUCGAAACCUUCAACGAUCACAACUUCCUAAUCGACAUUGCCGGCAAUGAUGGAAACGUCCUCGCUGGGCUUAACAUGCUUCAGGAGGAGCUUCCCGCUGAGAUUUCCUUCCAUGUACCGGAGUCGUACCACAAACGCAUCAUUGGUGUCGGUGGUAGGAGCAUUCAGCGUAUCAUGAAGAAGUAUGGCGUGUACGUCAAGUUCUCGAACGCCGAGGAGUUCGCUGCUCUCGGUGGCUACAACGAUAACGAAGACAACGUGGUCGCAAGAACGCCCGCGAAGAACGCUGCGAAUCUAGAGCAUCUUAAGCAGUCCGUGAUGGAGCUCGUGAACCCGAAGGACAAGGAUUUCAUAAUCGAGACGGUUUCUAUCCCGCGGCGGUAUCAUCGUAUCCUCUUGGGCGAGAAGAGCAUCUUCAUACACGAUAUCGAACAAAAGACCAAUUCUCGUGUUCGAUUCCCAGAUAAAGAGACGGCUUCCGACGUGGUCACUAUCUUUGGUCCCGAAAGCCAAGUACAGAUGGCAUCUGCUAUGCUCCUGGAUCAUGUCCCCUUCGAGGCCGAUAUGGCGGUUCCCCCGCACGCUGAUCUUCCGAGACUCUGCGCCUCUCCUGAGUUUGCGCAGUUCGUUGAGCGCAUCAAGCAAGAGUUUCAGCUCGUUGUGUCGCCCAAUAUCAAAUCGCUCAGCGGCGGAAUGGGUCGUGAUGGCGCCGAAUCUCCUGCGGAAUGCUCCUUCAAGUUCCGUUGCCAGCGGAGCAAUACCGAUUUUCUCAUGUCAGCAAGGGAGCUACUGGAACAAUUCCUCUUGGACCACAAUGUCCACGUCUAUCCGUCUCCGACAGCGCACACGCACAAGCGCGGCGAUUCAUUCGCGGAGGCCUUCCCUCACUUCGACAGCAAGUUGCUAGCAACUACGCGCACUCGCGAAUCUGCGGAUCUCGGGCGACCCUCGGAAUCCUUGGUGGAUAGGAGGUUGCGAUUGGCAGCUUCAUCUCCAGAUGUGAAAGCGCUAUUCAAUGGCACGCCUUCGUAUGUGUACAAUCUGGAGCAGCACGACGAGAUGGACUCGCCUCGAUCGUCAUUCCCCGGAACCCAGGAAAGCGAGGACUUCUGGACUCCGCUACCUCCUAUUGGAACGGGUUACCAUCGUCAGCGUCAUAGCCAUAGUGAAGACGCAUUGAAACGUGGGUCGGAUUCCUUGCUGGAGUCAAAGAUCAAGAGCGACAAGUUUGGCAAGCCCCGCACGAUUCAGAACCGUGCACAAUCCUUAGACUUGACCACGACUAUGUCUCUGUCGCGUAUCACCGAGUCGUCUAGCAUACAGCCCCCUGACUCGCCCACUACCUCGAACGGCGACGACAACGGCAGCCCGACGUCAAUGACCGCGCCGUCUUUCCCUAGCGUCUACGGGCAGCCCAUGUCCCAACGGUCGUCGCUGAACUCCGGCGCGCAGCAAUCCAUACGGCGGGGUGGACGUGUUCUCGACGACGAGGCUGUCGAGGAGGUUUCGAGGGUUAUCUCUAACCUUGGUCUUUAAGGUGUUCCAUUGCUGCCAAAAACGAAUUUUCAAGCCAUAUCGCCUUGACGGACGAUUAUCAAAUGUCUCAAAUGUCUCAAACCAUGGUACUGCGUACACUCAUCAGUAGCGAUUCAACGGCUGUAUGGACGAGGACAAUAGUAGACGCUUCAUCCUAGUUCAUUAUUGAUCAUGUUUGUCAAUAGUCCAAAAUCGUGGCUAUAUAUUAUAUCACCGUUCAACUUGUAAUGCGAGGGAUCCUUUGGAUUAUUUACUGUCCGAGUGCACGGAAUACCCUUCACCUCACUCUCAGUACUCCACCCAGGGGACCUCAAACAUCACGAAGUCGAAGUACUCCUGCUCCAGCAGGUGCGCGUAUUCGCCGGCCAAUUCAUCAGUACCCGUGCUGGACUUCGUCUUCAAGCCGUUGGACCGGGGUCCCAAGUAUUUGAAGUGAUCAAUUAGGGCCUUCAACGCUUUGCUGGUCGUUUUGGAUUCGGGCUUCACGACAACUCCAGUAUAGUUCGCAGGCAGGCCAUAUCGAAGGACGCUCUCGACGUACAGUCGAAUGACCUUCAAAUGAACAAGAAGCUGGAAAGCUUCCGAGAAAUUUGUCCUGGAGAGCUGGAGCAAUUCGGUCCAUAGCUCCUUCUCCGUCGCCUCCGCAAUUUGCAGCUCUUCUUCCUGCUUCGAGAGAACAUCGUCGGUGUAUACGAAGUCUCGAACAAUGAACUUAUUCUCCCGGCAUUUUUGUACAAAUUCGUCGUGCACGCGCCUGAAUAUUACGACGCUGCACAGGGAGUAUUCAUCGUCGGAUGCAACCACGCUUGAAGACCGUGGUACCACCAUGCUGGACAAUCGCUCGUAUUUCGCAUUCCAAUCUUUCACAGAGCUCUUCGGAACAGCGACCAAAAGAGUUUCCAAGUACUCCGAGUCCUGUAUGAACUGGUCCUUCUGGACCACAUCCGCCAGAGACCUCACGGACAGAUUCCCAGUCCUCUUGCGCUGCAUUUGGACGAGUGAACCCUUCGCGAUGUUGUAGUUGUUCAGCUUGGUCUUCAUGACAUUGUCGAUGGAGCUGAUCUCCUUGUUCAAUAUAUCUGUCAUCUCUCGCAGACUCUUCUGCACGCCGUAUCGACCCUCAUUCCAUCGCCAGUCUCUGAGAAGAUAUUCGUCCACUGUCCUCUCAUUGACGAGAAUGUGGUGCUGCAGCUUCGAGUUGUCGUUGUUCAGGAGAUUGCGGAGCGUAUCCACGAUCUUCGCGACAGUAGCCGUGAAAUAGCUAUCUUGCUUAGGGAGAUCCUCGGAAAGAGAUAUCAAGCCGUCCAAUGUCCCGGUUUUGAAUGUUGGGAUGGUAAGCUGCGCUACAUUUCCCUUCGAAUAGGACCGCGAUACUUGGGCUAGUUUACUAGCAACCUCGGGAACUAGACCCUCCGCAUCUCCGUCGUUUGGUGCAGAUAUGAGCCAAGUGGACUGAUCUGAGGGCAUGGCUAGAGACCUGCAAG
This is a messenger RNA of Punctularia strigosozonata HHB-11173 SS5, 4559 nucleotides long. Its product is annotated as cytoplasmic protein. Gene Ontology annotation, biological process: nuclear division. The record is from RefSeq and is a predicted model, not a curated record. Gene Ontology annotation, molecular function: mRNA binding. Bases 88 to 3075 code for a protein of 995 amino acids. NCBI's taxonomy places the organism in Eukaryota, Fungi, Basidiomycota, Agaricomycetes, Corticiales, Punctulariaceae. Gene Ontology annotation, cellular component: cytoplasm; nucleus. The transcript is spliced from 16 exons.